AGGAAGUGAGUGAUUGCUGUAGCAGCGAGCAGCUGGGCGGACCUCUCUCUCUCUCUCCGUCCUCCCGGAUGAAGCGGAGAGGAGGCGGAGCAGAAACACGGAUAUGUUUCAUUCCUCUCCCACUCCCACGGACACUCUGACUGUUUGGAUCUAACCGUGAGACUCACGCCGAGCCCGCAGCGCGUGGAGGAUCAGCAGGAUGCCGGUGAAAGGAGGAGGAAGGCUGGUUUCUUACCCGAGCAGGAGCGACAAUGUCGGGAGCUCGGGGAUGGAGGAGACGGUGUGGGAGCAGUACACAGUCACUCUGCACCGGGACUCAAAGAUGGGUUUUGGCAUUGCCGUGUCAGGAGGGCGGGACAACCCCAACGUAGACAACGGAGAGACGUCCAUCAUCGUGUCAGAUGUGCUGCAGGGAGGACCAGCAGAUGGAUUACUUUUUGAGAAUGAUCGCGUCAUUCAGGUGAACUCCAUCCCCAUGGACAAUGUGCCUCACUCCUUUGCUGUGCAGUCGCUCCGAAAAUGUGGAAAAGUGGCCAAAAUAACAGUGAAGAGACCUCGUAAGGUGGCGGUCCACUCCCUGAAGCAGCCUCCCUCCCCUGGUGGAGACAGUCGGGAUUACGCCCCAUCCACCCACUACUACGAUGCUGACAACGACAACGGCUGGUACCGUAAUGAGGGCCGAGACCACACCUCUGACAACAAAGAGUACCUGGACCCCGACUACACCGGGGGUCGGGACUACAACUCUAGAGGACGGAGCCGCGGUAGGAGUCUAGAGAGAACCUCCCCCAGCCCAGACAGGUCCAGGAGGGAUGGCAGCCGGGGGCGAGCCCUUGACACCAGCGCUGACCGCCCGAGGUACCACAGCCGAGGACGCAGCCCAGGAGACAGAUACCACAUGGAGGAGAAGUAUGAACGAGGAGAGGGAGGAGGAGGAAGAGGAGGGAGGUACAGGAGCCGGGACCGACUCAACGACAACUCGCCGUCUCCAGAACCCUCCAGAGAGCUGGAGCCGUUGGAGAAACCUGUCAAUGUCCUGCUGGUGAAAAACAGACCCAACGAAGAGUACGGUCUGCGUUUGGGGAGUCAGAUCUUCAUCAAACAGAUGACCAGCACCGGCCUCGCUGCCAAAGACGGAAACCUGCAGGAGGGAGACAUCAUUCUGAAGAUCAACGGGACGGUGACCGAGAACCUCUCUCUGCACGAUGCCGGGAAGUUGAUCGAGAAGUCGAGAGGAAAGCUGCAGCUGGUGGUCCAGAGAGACCGCCGUCAGAUCCUCGUACGCAUCCCCCCCUUGGCAGACUCUGACUCUGACAAUGACGACAUCUCAGAGAUGGAGUCGUACCACUCGUAUUCUCCCCCGGAGGAGAGGAGGUCCCGCCAGUCCGACCUGUCCUCACACUCGUCCAAUGAAAGAGAAACGCAAAGGGAAGAACCAAUGAAAACAGCCAAGAUGUCUGCCAUGGCCUCCCCGUUCAGGAUACCUGAAGAGCCCAGAGCAUCCACCGAGGUGGACAGAGACAAUCCGCACACAGAGGAGCCUCCAGCUGCUGUAACAACGACACCAAAGAUUCUCCUCCGGCCGAGUCCAGAAGAUGAAAAACUUUACGGACCAAAUACGAUAAUGGUGAACUUCCAGAAAGGAGACAGCGUGGGUCUGAGGCUGGCGGGAGGAAACGAUGUCGGCAUCUUCAUCGCCAGUGUACAGGAGGGCAGUCCGGCCGAGGAAGAGGGGCUGCACGUGGGAGACCAAAUCCUAAAGGUGAACAACAUUGAUUUUCAAGGUGUGGUGAGAGAAGAGGCCGUUCUCUUCCUGUUGGAGAUUCCUAAAGGAGACCUGAUCACCAUCCUAGCUCAGAGCAAACCUGAUGUUUACAAUGAUAUCCUGGUGUCUGGACGUGGGGACUCCUUCUUCAUCAGAACACACUUUGAGUAUGAGAAGGAGACCCCUCAGAGCCUGGCCUUCAGCAGAGGAGACAUCUUCAAGGUGGUCGACACACUGUACGACGGCAAGCUGGGAAACUGGCUCGCCGUCCGAGUAGGGAAAGACAAACAGCUGCUGGAGAAAGGAAUCAUCCCCAACAAGAGCAGGGCGGAGCAGAUGGCCAGCGUGCAGAGCUCUCAUAAAGCUGUACCCGGGGAUCGAGCUGACUUCUGGAGGUUAAGAAGCCAUCGUUCUUUGAAAAGGAAAGACCUGAAGAAGAGCAGAGAGACCCUGAGCGCUCAGACGCUUGCCACACGCUUCCCUGCCUACGAACGGGUUGUCCUCAGAGAGGCUGGUUUCAGGCGUCCAGUCGUCCUGUUCGGUCCCAUUGCUGAUGCUGCGAAUGAGAAACUGGCCUCAGAGAUGCCUGACCUGUUUAUUAUUGCCAAAACAGAGCCAAAGGAUGCCGGCUCAGAAAAAUCCUCAGGAGUGGUUCGCCUCAACACCAUCAGACAAAUCAUUGAGCAGGAUAAGCACGCCCUGCUGGAUGUGACGCCCAAAGCUGUGGACACCCUGAAUUACACCCAGUGGUACCCAAUUGUCAUCUUCUUCAACCCAGACAGUAAACACGGAAUCAAGGCCAUCAGACAGAGGAUCGCACCCAACUCCAACCGCAGCGCUCGCAAGCUGUAUGAGCAGGCCAUUAAACUGAGGAAGACCUGCUCUCACCUCUUCACUGCCACAGUUGAUGUGAACUCAGCCAACGACGCCUGGUACGGCAGUGUCAAGGACUCCAUCAGAGAGCAGCAGAUGCAGGCGGUGUGGGUCUCUGAUGGCAAGCUGGAGGGAGUAGAGACUGAUCUGGAAUGCCAGGAUGUCGAGCGUCUGUCCUUCCUGUCCGCCAUGUCCGCCGACUACCUCAGCAUGGACAGCCGGCUGGCCUCCGACCUGGAUGAUACCGCCGAUGAAGGCGGGACCUACACCGACAAUGAGCACGACGCCGAGUUGAUGCACAUAUCUGCCAUCAGCCGCUCGUCAGAGCCAGUCACAGCCGAGGAGAUUUUGCGAAGGUACAGUCCAGACAUCAGGAGUCGAAUGAGGAAGAUCUGCAGCCAAGAAGUCCUCAGCAGGUCCAGCCCUCCACCCGUCUUCUUAACAGAGAAGGUGAAACUCUCUCUCAGAGACACUCCUGUCCUCGUAUCCAGCUCCACCAACCCACACCUUCACCACCGCCAACACCACCCUACACCCCCCAGCUGCAGCAGGAGCUAUGACUCUCCGUCCAGCAGCAGCCCGGCCAGCAGCAACAACGACCCUCCACCCCCCAUUUCACGCUCAGCCGGCUUCUCCGCCCCCCCGCCUCCACCACCGCUGCACCACUUCAGCUCCUGUGGUAGUCUGCGACCCCUGGGGGCCCCCCAACUGCCUCCUGCAGCCAAACCUCCCAGCAGCAGCGGGAGCAUGGCGGAGGCAGCGGUCCACAUUCCUGCUCUGCCCGGUGUGAGCGAGGUGGCAGAGGAUAGCCUGGUGGAGGACCCAUCCACGAGGACCUUCCUCGGGAAAAUUAAAGCCUUUGAGAAGCUGGAUCACUUUGCCCGAGUACAGAGGAUCCUGGAGGUGCAGGAGGCUCAAAAGGCCAGGAUGGAAAUCGCUCAGAAGCAUCCGGACAUUUACGCUGUUCCUGUGAAGACGGCCAAGCUGGAUCACAGUCGUCCUCAGCCUAUCGGCUCCAGCUCUCAUUCAGAUGCCCAGACUCCUCCUCUGCCUCCCAAAGAGGGCGGUCCCUUCUACGGUGGUGAAGAGGAGAGAGAGGAGAACACGGGGUACUUCAACACCAACUCCUACCAGUACCAGGACACGGAGCUGUAGGGUCUGCCCGCCUUCAGCCUCCUAGACUGACAUGUACACACGCACUGCACACGAAGUCUGUUCACGCACUAACCAUUCCAUCACGUCUGCACAAAAUGCUGCUGACCCCAAACGGACCCUCGCUUCUUUUACACUGACGGGGAAAGAGUCUUUAAUUUAAUUUUUGUGCUUCAAAGAAGUCAAAGCAAUCUUUCCUGUCCGUUUGGAUAGGACUCUGUCUACACUGUUCUGUUGGAUUGGAGUGAUUCUUUCUUUUGUACCACUCUGAACGCACUGACUGUGGAAACACUCGUUUUCUUGCCUAUGCAACUUAUCAGUUUGUGCACAGCAACUGAAACUUCUCGCCACGAGUUCCGUCCUCACAAAAACCUCAAUGAACCCAAAAACCCACAAAGCGCUUUAUCACACCACCUCCUUCUUUUGAAGCUCCUUAUAUUGCCAGCCAUGAUUGACAAAGGUUACGUAUAUAUUCUAUUAUACAGCGUAUAUAUAUAUAUAUAUAUAUAUUAUAUAUUAUAUAUCUAAAAUCAAGUGUUUAUACUCUGUCUUUGCAUUCCUACAUAUAUAUGACAAUGCAGUAUAUAUAUCUCUAUAUAUACUUAUAUAUAUAUAUAUUCUAUCUUGUAACUCUGGAAUUUGUUACAAUUUUUGGAAGUGCCUUUUCCUUUUGUUAAUCCCAUGAGGUUUGGGUUGUCUUUCCUCCACCCCUCAGCCACCCAGCCGUACUGAAACCUCUGCUGCUGUCAAGCUAAAAGGGAAACCAGGGAACCAGUUACACCGAAACCUUAAUGUCGCCCCCCCUCGUACUGUAGCGUCUGCAGAAAACCCUGCAGACGAUCUGCCAUGUCUGAUGUGGAGCACCCAAAGAUCCAGAAUGAGUCCAAACCAAAAUAAUCUGAGCUGUUCAAAGUAGCCUGCUCACUUUAGCAAUAAAGCAAACAACAACUGUUUCAGUAGACCUUAGUCCAACAGCAGCCCGUGACCGCGGGAGGUUCAAAUGCCCCGUAAAAUCUGGCUUUUUGGUUGCAUCAGUAAAAAAUCUACAGACUGUGUCUGGGCCUCACCUGGAGGAUAAGAAAAUGUUUCAUCCAUCGCCCUCUUUGAUGAUUUCCAUCGUGUUCAGUAGGGAUGGGUACGAGUAUUCAAUAUGGCUGUAAUUAAUCAAGUAAUGUUUCAUUUCUCAUGCACUGUGCACACAUUGUUUGAAGCUCCAACAGGUCAUUUAGCACUGCACGUGUACUCUAACCUGCUGAGUUUCUCUAAUUGAAUAUACCUGUUAUUAAAAAAUUAAAUGGCUCAAAAGAAGGGUUUCAAAU
Molecule: messenger RNA, 5109 nt
Organism: Cheilinus undulatus (humphead wrasse)
Lineage: Eukaryota; Metazoa; Chordata; Actinopteri; Labriformes; Labridae
Product: tight junction protein ZO-2-like
Exons: 23
Coding region: 200-3793 (1197 amino acids)
Biological process (GO): establishment of endothelial intestinal barrier; cell-cell adhesion; cell-cell junction organization
Cellular component (GO): bicellular tight junction; plasma membrane
Molecular function (GO): cell adhesion molecule binding
Source: RefSeq, a predicted model, not a curated record